Messenger RNA from Ficedula albicollis (Collared flycatcher), 3432 nucleotides. It is a transcript of the gene NPTN, whose product is annotated as neuroplastin. The coding region runs from base 47 to 2068 and encodes 673 amino acids. The transcript is spliced from 7 exons. Lineage: Eukaryota; Metazoa; Chordata; Aves; Passeriformes; Muscicapidae. The record is from RefSeq and is a predicted model, not a curated record.
GUGUCACUGCCAGUGCUGUGGGUGUCCCCAAGCCGUGUCACUGCCAAUGCCAUGGGUGUCCCCAAGCCGUGUCACUGCUCAUAUUGUGGGUCCCCUCAGCCGUGUCACUGCCAGUGCUGUGGGUGUCCCCAAGCCGUGUCACUGCCGAUGCCGUGGGUGUCCCCAAGCCGUGUCACUGCCGAUGCCGUGGGUGUCCCCAAGCCGUGUCACUGCCGAUGCCGUGGGUGUCCCCAAGCCGUGUCACUGCCGAUGCCGUGGGUGUCCCCAAGCCGUGUCACUGCCGAUGCCGUGGGUGUCCCCAAGCCGUGUCACUGCCGAUGCCGUGGGUGUCCCCAAGCCGUGUCACUGCCGAUGCCGUGGGUGUCCCCAAGCCGUGUCACUGCCGAUGCCGUGGGUGUCCCCAAGCCGUGUCACUGCCGAUGCCGUGGGUGUCCCCAAGCCGUGUCACUGCCGAUGCCGUGGGUGUCCCCAAGCCGUGUCACUGCCGAUGCCGUGGGUGUCCCCAAGCCGUGUCACUGCCGAUGCCGUGGGUGUCCCCAAGCCGUGUCACUGCCGAUGCCGUGGGUGUCCCCAAGCCGUGUCACUGCCGAUGCCGUGGGUGUCCCCAAGCCGUGUCACUGCCGAUGCCGUGGGUGUCCCCAAGCCGUGUCACUGCCGAUGCCGUGGGUGUCCCCAAGCCGUGUCACUGCCGAUGCCGUGGGUGUCCCCAAGCCGUGUCACUGCCGAUGCCGUGGGUGUCCCCAAGCCGUGUCACUGCCGAUGCCGUGGGUGUCCCCAAGCCGUGUCACUGCCGAUGCCGUGGGUGUCCCCAAGCCGUGUCACUGCCGAUGCCGUGGGUGUCCCCAAGCCGUGUCACUGCCGAUGCCAUGUCUCUAACUGUGUUUUCUGCCCCGCUGCUUUGUUGUGUGUGAGCUCUGUUGUUUUCUGCCGCUCUGUCACUGCGUUUCUGCUGCCCCUCCCUGCAGCCGGGUUUGUCAAGUCGCCCAUGUCAGAAACUAAGCUCACGGGGGACGCCUUUGAACUGUACUGUGAUGUGGUUGGGAACCCCACUCCAGAGAUCCAGUGGUGGUAUGCUGAAGUCAACCGGGCUGAGGCUUUCAAACAGCUGUGGGAUGGCGCUCGGAAGCGCCGUGUCACCAUUAACACUGCCUACGGGGCCAAUGGGGUGAGUGUGCUGAGAGUAACCCGCCUUACCUUGGAAGACUCUGGGACUUACGAGUGCAGGGCCAGCAACGAUCCCAGGAGGAAUGACUUGAGGCAAAAUCCCUCCAUUACGUGGAUUCGAGCCCAGGCUACUAUAAGCGUCCUGCAGAAGCCGCGGAUCAACGCCAGCGAGGACGUGGUGCUGCACGUGGCCGGCGCGGCCGUCACGCUGCAGUGCAACCUCACCAGCAGCCCCAGCCCCCUGAGCGCCAGCUACUGGGUGAAGAACGGCGAGGAGAUCCCGGGCACCAGGAAACUCUCCAACACCACCGAGUACAGGAUCCUGAAGGCCCGAGCAGAGGAGUCGGGGGAGUACCUGUGUGUGUUCGUGUUCUCCGGCUCGCCCGUCGCCAACGCCACCAUCGAAGUCAGAGCCACUCCUGACAUCACUGGGCACAAGAGGAGUGAGAACAAAAACGAGGGGCAGGAGGCCCUGAUGUACUGCAAGUCCGUGGGCUUCCCCCACCCCGAGUGGGUCUGGCGCAAGAAGGUCAAUGGGGUGUUUGAGGACAUCAACAACUCCUCGGGCAGGUUCUUCAUUUCCAACAAAGAGAACUACACCGAGCUGAGCAUCACGAACCUGCAGAUCAACGAGGACCCCGGCGAGUACCAGUGCAACGCCACCAACCAGGUGGGCUCGGUGUCGGUCACCACCAUCCUGCGCGUGCGCAGCCACCUGGCCCCGCUGUGGCCCUUCCUGGGCAUCCUGGCCGAGAUCGUCAUCCUGGUGGUCAUCAUCGUCAUCUACGAGAAGCGGAAGCGGCCGGACGAAGUUCCCGACGAUGAUGAACCAGCUGGGCCAAUGAAAACCAAUUCUACAAACAAUCACAAAGACAAAAACUUACGUCAGAGAAACACAAAUUAAAAAUGCUCAUCAUGUAAGUAUUGCCUGCGCCCGGCCGGGAGCGGGCAGGCCCAGCCCUCCUGCCCGGAGUGCUGGGGGCGCAGCAGCAAAACAUUCCCGCUGCGCCUCAGGGAGCGCGGGGGGGACCAACCAUUGAUUUCCUCAAACAGGCUGGGGGUUAAGGACCUGCCUGCUAAAAUCUAGACAAAGCUGCCGAGCCCUCCUCAUUCCCCGCUAAAAGGUGGAGCUGGGGCUGGCGGGAGCCCCGGUGGGAGCGCGGGGAUUGCAGGCUGCGGCGGCUCGCGCUGUUCACCAUUGACUAGCACCUCUUUCUCGUUUCUUUUUUAGAGCUUUAAGUUUCUGAGAGACUGAUGGCAAUAUGACCUGCUAAAUUUAAGGGUUGGAACUCUUGGUUCUAGAACUCCAGUUCUGUCUGAUUUCUUUUUUUUUCUUUCCUUUCCAAGUGAGCAACAAUAUGACUGUCUAACGCAUGCCUUAUUUAGCCUCUCCUGCAAGGAUGACCUAGCCAGAUGAAUUUUAAUAAUGCUUCCGUGUAGAAGGUGUAAACUCUUUUGGGCUUGAUGUGCUGUGAAUGUUGCUUUUUUUUCCUCCUUUCCUCUCUUUACACGAGCAGUAGCCAGGCGGGUUCACGCAUGCGCUGUUUUUUACUUCCUGUAGCUGUUAAAUUCGGCACCGCUCAAACCGCACCGCUGCCAUCUAGUGAGACUUCUUUUGUAAAGUACAGCAAAACUUAAAGAUAUAUACAGUAUAUAUUUAUAUUUGGGGGAGGGGAAACCAGAAGUCGUUGUGGUUCAUUUUGAAGCUGCUGAUAUUCAUUCCUUACUGUAUGGCUGGAAGGAGGGAGCGAUGCCAGGCUGGCGCUCGCAGCAGGGACAUUGGGAUUUCCUUAAGGGCUUUAACCAAGGAGCACGGGGGGGUGUCCUGUUGGGCGUCAGGGCUGGGUGGUGCCAGGGGCUGCUGGUGGUGGUGGGAUGCAGUUGGAAACAAAAACAAACCUUCAGUUUAUAAAUAUAUAUAUAUUAUUGCUUUUUAAGUGAUUUUUUUUUUUGUUAACUCAUGUAAAUUCUUAAAUCCUUUUGCACUGAUGUGUUCGACAUAUUCUUGUACAUUCAAUUCAGGCAAACUUUUAUAAUUUUUUUUUUUGUUUAAAUGAUGAAAUGUUACAGCAUGGUGAUAUUCUAUGCAACUAGUUAUUCCUCUUUAGUUUGACACUGUAAUUUCUCAUGAUUUUAAGAUUGUAGAAAUAGACCUACCAGGGUUCUCAUGAUGUGCGUAACUGUAGCUGCAUGAACUCGUGUUCUGUGUAUUUGUUGAAGUGCAAUGAUGUAUAAAAAGUGGAUUCACCCGUUUUUAAAAAUAAAACA